CACAUGAGUCUGUCCAAACCCACAGUCUGGAAAAUCUGGGAUUUUAGGUCUUGCAAAGGAAGAUUUACAGCCCAGGGCAGUGUUAGUCUAAAUGUUAAAUCAUCUACUAAGAUAAGCUUUAGCAAUUUGAGUAAAAUUUUUUUUUUUUUUUUACAUAGCCCACUUUGUGUGUGUUAGAGGAUGAGUGUGUACCUGCUGGUCCUAUGUCUGGCUUUGCUGCAGCAGGAGGGAAGAGCCGGGCCAGACCCUCCAGGCUGCAGCAGCCCUGAGGCGGUGAGGGUGGCUGAGGAAGCCCUGGAGCAGAUCAACCAGGACCGGACAGACGGAUACAUCCUGAGCCUCAACAGACUGUACGACCUCACUCACACACCUGAAAAGGAGAAAGGUGGAUCACUCUACAAACUGACCAUUGAUGUCAUGGAGACCAAAUGCCACAUCAUCAGCAGGAAACCAUGGAAACAGUGUGAAGUCAGAAGUAUUGGUGAUGUUCCGGUGUACGGAGAGUGUAAUGUAUCUGCCUCCGUUGACUCUCAAGUUAAACUUCAAAGCUACUCGUGUGCACUUCGUGAAGUUCCCGCCACUGCAGUGGUGAACGUGUGUCCGGACUGUCCAACAGCUGACAACUUAAACGAGCCAGUGGUCAAGGAGACAGCCAACCUCUCCCUGCAGAGGUUCAAUGAAGAGAGUCAACUGGCUAAUUACUUUACUCUGGAGAACAUUACAAGAGCCAGCUCGCAGUGGGUUGUUGGUCCAUCCUACUUUGUGGAGUUUACCAUCGUGGAGACGGUGUGUUCAAAGAAAACAGAUGAACUGAGCAACUGCCCACCUAUGGACUGCCAGUUUGCUCAUAGGGGCUUCUGUUUGGGCUCUCACAUGGCCCAUGAGGACCAGUUUGAAAUCAGACUCCCUGCAGGGAAGAAGGAGAGUUCAUUUCAGAACAGGAAACCAGUAGACGUGCAGUGUGAGAUCUACGAACCUCAGGCUGCCACUGUGGAGGAGCAGGCCCAUGCAAAAGCAGACAGUGGGCACACAGAGCAUCAGCACCACAACCACACACACCUGCACCCUCAUGAGCACACACACUCAGCCACACCCAGCUCAGACCUCACCGUCUCCAGGCCCCAGGGCUCCCUCGGGACUGUGGUGGACCAGCCUGCCCCUGUCCGGUCGGCCCCAGCAGCCAGCUCCUGCCCCGGCCCACACAGACACAAUCUGGGAUUGGGACGUUUUAAGCUCUGAUUGGCUUGUUUUUUAUGAUCAGUUACUCAAGCCAUAUUUUCCUGCAUGUUGUAAUUACUUAAGAAAGACAAGAAACAUAACACUUAAAUAUGGACAGUAAGUAAUCCGGUAACGCUUUAUAUUAAGGUCCUUGUAAAAAUAAUUAAUUAACAAGUAAUAAGGCCCUUGUAAGUCCUUACAAGAUGCUUAUUAACAUUACUGUGUGUUUAUAAGCCUAUAUAAGUGUUAAUAAUGGCAUUAUAAUACAACUAAUAGCAGGCUAUAAGAGAUGUAUAUUAAGAACAUUAAUAAAAUCCUCAUGAGUGUCUUAUAAUUCUUCAUAAUAGCAUUACAAACACCCAUAACCCACCCAUUAUGUCUUUGCCAUGCCUUUAUUAAUCUUUUGUUUGCUUAUUGAUAUUAAAACAUACUUUAUUGCUCAUCUAUUAUAAGUUAACUAUGCACUUGUUAACAGUUAACUAUGCUUUUUGCAGCUAAAGGGAUCUACAGCGAGAACAAUGCCUUAUUACUUGUUAAUUAAUGGUUAUUACAAGGACCUUAAUACAAAGCGUUACCAGUAAUCCUUGUAAAUAAUCAUAUAAUGUUGAUUGUUUGAUUAAAGCAUUUAUAUGGUGAGUCAUUUUCUCACAUAACUUGGGAAUUAUUUAAGAAGAUUAUGCAAAUAUUUCUGAAGGGACAUUUUUAAAAUUACUCUUUAUCCACCUUAAAUUACAAUUUACAGUUGUGGUAAUUUCACUAAGGAGAGUUCACAAUGUUUGUUUAAAGAUUUUAAACAUAAUUUGCUCUUACAAUAUUUAGUCCUGUACUGAGUAACUUAGAAAUAGGCCUAUUAAUCACUCUUAAAUAGUGAAGUUGGCAUUGUUGUUUGUUCCUUUCCACAUUGUUUGUUAAUGCUCAAAAAUGAGCAGAUUAUAUGAGAGGUAAUGUAUAGAGAAGCCUACAGUCCAAUUGUGUUACUAUUACAGACUUAUCAACAUAUUUUUGCUUUAACAGUGCAUUAGACUUGGUUCAAACCUUUAAAAGUUAAAAUUCAAUAUUCACCAUAAUUUACAUAUUUAAUGUAACUUGAAUUACAUCAGCUUUGAAUCAAUAAAGUGAAAUUUAGUGGUUAAGCAUCACACUUGUGCCCUCUAUUGGCCAACUGCCUCAGAAGCAGUUUUCCUGAGGGGAAAUACUUUUAUGAUAAUAUCAUUCAUUUCAGGUUAUGCCAGUUAAGCUUCAUUUCAGGUUGUCUCACUCACCCUCUAAAGAACCGCCAGUUAAUUAUUUUCAACAAGGAGUAGCACAAUGACAAUAUUGCAGUACUCAUUAGGUUGUAAAAUUU
Messenger RNA from Centropristis striata (black sea bass), 2563 nucleotides. RefSeq lists its product as uncharacterized. Gene Ontology annotation, cellular component: extracellular region. Lineage: Eukaryota; Metazoa; Chordata; Actinopteri; Perciformes; Serranidae. Gene Ontology annotation, molecular function: cysteine-type endopeptidase inhibitor activity. Gene Ontology annotation, biological process: negative regulation of endopeptidase activity. Bases 181 to 1239 code for a protein of 352 amino acids. The transcript has 7 exons. The record is from RefSeq and is a predicted model, not a curated record.